Molecule: messenger RNA, 843 nt
Organism: Aspergillus thermomutatus
Lineage: Eukaryota; Fungi; Ascomycota; Eurotiomycetes; Eurotiales; Aspergillaceae
Exons: 2
Coding region: 1-843 (280 amino acids)
Biological process (GO): protein depalmitoylation
Cellular component (GO): cytoplasm
Molecular function (GO): carboxylic ester hydrolase activity; palmitoyl-(protein) hydrolase activity
Source: RefSeq, a predicted model, not a curated record
AUGGUCCAACUCUUCCCACCCCGCCAUGUCUACUUCCCCUCCACACCCUCCCACACCUGCACCGUCAUCCUCCUGCAUGACACCAACAGCACAGGCGCCGAGCUAGCCGCCGCGCUGGCCGCGUCCACCUCAACAGCAACACCCGCCGGAAAAUCCAUCUUCGAACACUUCCCCUCCUGCCGCUGGGCACAAGCACAAGCACAGCUCAGCCCCUCCGCCGCGGAAGACCUAGAAGUCUGUGUAGAGUCCAUCCUGCAAAUAGUAGAGGAGGAGGUCGUGAGGCUAGCGGGAGAGGGCCACCGCGUGGUGCUGGGUGGGUUCGGGCAGGGGAUGGCCGUUGCGGCUGCUGCGUUGAUCGCGCAGCGCAGGCGACUGGGUGGGUUCGUUGGGGUGAGCGGGUGGGUUCCUUUAGCGGGGGGGAUUGACGGGAUAGUGGCCCAUGGCGGGCUUGCUAGAGACGAAGCGGCGAGGGUAGGGUCAGAGGCAUUUCGACGGGAUUCGGUGGCGGGUGGGUUAGGAGUGGAUGGGCGGGAGCUGGAUGCUGAUGCUGAUGCUGAUGCUGGGGAUGUCGGACUCGCGAGUGCGCCCAAGGCGCCGUUGCAGGAUGGUUCGGCCGGUUCGUUGUGGGAGACUCCGGUUCUUCUGAGCUAUCUUGAGGAUGAUCCUUGCGUGGAUAUUCGAACAGGGUUGAUGGCCUACGAGACAUUGAGUCGCAUGGGAUUUGUCAAGGUGAUCUGGGAUCCUCUCCGGGCUUCACAGCAAGGCGAGAAUUGGCUCUUAGAUUCGAGCCAGUUAGAUACAAUUGUGGGUUUCCUGGCAGAGGUGUUUGGUCAUGAGGGGUGA